Molecule: messenger RNA, 1789 nt
Organism: Perognathus longimembris pacificus (Pacific pocket mouse)
Lineage: Eukaryota; Metazoa; Chordata; Mammalia; Rodentia; Heteromyidae
Product: alpha-amylase 2B-like
Exons: 11
Coding region: 197-1732 (511 amino acids)
Biological process (GO): carbohydrate metabolic process
Molecular function (GO): alpha-amylase activity; cation binding
Source: RefSeq, a predicted model, not a curated record
GUCUGUGCAAAUGAAGGGGUUAUAGAAAGUCUGUAAGAUUCCAAAGCUUGGAUUUUCUUCUUCAAUUAAGAAAAACUAAAACUUAAACCAUGAGAAUUUUAAUAUUUUACUUUUAAAAAGCCAGAAUACUCUAGGUUUGGGAGAUUGCUGAUUAUAAAAUGUGACUACGAAAGAAUUCUGACAACUGCAGAGCAGCAUGCAAGUCUUUCUAUUUCUGUCAGCCAUUGGGCUCUGCUGGGCUCAGCACACCCCCAAUACUCAACUGGGGCGAACAUCUAUAGUCCACCUGUUUGAGUGGCGCUGGGCUGACAUAGCUCAAGAAUGUGAGAGGUAUUUAGCCCCCAAUGGAUUUGGAGGAGUCCAGAUCUCUCCACCCAAUGAAAACAUUGUAGUUCACAACCCUUCGAGACCUUGGUGGGAAAGAUACCAACCCAUCAGCUAUAAAAUCUGCACAAGAUCUGGGAAUGAAGAUGAGUUCAGAGACAUGGUGACUAGGUGUAACAAUGUUGGGGUGCGCGUCUACGCGGACGCGGUGAUGAACCACAUGUGCAGCCCGGCCGCGGGUGCGGGAGCUCGCGGCGCCUGCGGGAGCCCCUUCCGCGCCCCGGCCAGGGCCUUCCCCGCCGUGCCGUACUCGGGCUGGGAUUUCAACGACCGCAAGUGCCGCUCUGCCAGCGGCGGCAUCGAGAGCUACGGCGACGCCGCGCAGGUCAGGGAUUGCCGCCUCGUCGGUCUUCUUGAUCUUGCCCUUGAGAAAGCUUACGUGCGCUGCAAGGUCGCAGACUACCUGAACCACCUCAUCGACAUGGGAGUGGCAGGGUUCCGACUGGACGCGGCCAAGCACAUGUGGCCCGGAGACAUCAAGGCGGUUCUGGAGAAACUGCAUCCUCUAAACAGCACGUGGUUCCCUGAAGGAAGCAGGCCUUUCGUUUACCAAGAGGUCAUUGAUCUGGGAGGUGAGGCAGUUUCAAGUAGUGAGUACUUUGGAAAUGGUCGUGUGACAGAAUUCAAAUACGGUGCUAAGCUGGGCACAGUGAUUCGCAAGUGGAAUGGAGAGAAGAUGACUUACUUAAAGAACUGGGGAGAAGGCUGGGGCUUCAUGCCCUCUGACAGAGCCCUGGUCUUUGUGGACAACCACGACAAUCAGCGAGGACACGGGGCUGGAGGAGCCUCCAUCCUGACCUUCUGGGAUGCCAGACUGUACAAAAUGGCCGUUGGAUUCAUGCUUGCUCAUCCUUAUGGCUUCACACGAGUGAUGUCAAGCUACCAUUGGCCAAGAUACUUUGAGAAUGGAAAAGAUGUCAAUGACUGGGUUGGACCGCCCAGCAAUAACGAAACAAUUAAAGAAGUCACUAUUAACCCUGACACCACCUGUGGCAAUGGCUGGGUCUGUGAACACCGCUGGCGUCAAAUCAGGAACAUGGUUGCCUUUCGAAAUGUAGUUGAUGGCCAGCCUUUUACCAACUGGUGGGAUAAUGGGAGCAACCAAGUAGCUUUUGGAAGAGGAAACAAAGGAUUCAUUGUUUUUAACAAUGAUGACUGGUCAUUAUCAUCAACUUUGCUAACUGGUCUUCCUGCGGGGACCUAUUGUGACGUCAUUUCUGGAGAUAAAGUCGAUGGCAAUUGCACAGGAAUCACAAUCUCUGUUUCCAGAGACGGCAGAGCUCACUUCUCCAUUAGCAACUCUGCUGAGGACCCAUUCAUUGCCAUUCAUAUUGAAGCUAAAUUAUAAGAUGCAAAUUAAGUAUCUCUAUAAGUAGACACAGUAAUAACAAAUGUUUAUCUUUUA